Messenger RNA from Hirundo rustica (Barn swallow), 1491 nucleotides. Its product is annotated as 4-galactosyl-N-acetylglucosaminide 3-alpha-L-fucosyltransferase FUT6-like. The record is from RefSeq and is a predicted model, not a curated record. The transcript has a single exon. Gene Ontology annotation, cellular component: membrane. Bases 1 to 1491 code for a protein of 496 amino acids. Lineage: Eukaryota; Metazoa; Chordata; Aves; Passeriformes; Hirundinidae. Gene Ontology annotation, molecular function: alpha-(1->3)-fucosyltransferase activity.
AUGGCGGCCCCUGUAGGCCGAGGCCUUCCGGGCCCGGUUUCCUUCCAGGAGAAGCGGAGGCCGUGGCUGCUCCCGGCAGACAAUUCCAGCCGAGCCCACGGCCCGAUCCCGCCCCGGCACCCCCGGCCCGUCCUGUCGGAGCGGGAGCGGCCGGGAACACGCGGGGUCACGCAGGAGCAGGCGGCCGAGUGCGGGUCCGGGAGGGUCUGGGGUCUCCGUGUGCCAGCUCCGGCGCUCCAGAGGGAGCGUCCCUUCGGCGCCUUGAUGUCCUCCAGGGCCCCACGCUGCCCCUUCCUGCCCAGCUGUGACCCCAGGGCCCCCUCCCGCUCUCCCUGGUGCUCCUGGGCAUCCAUCCGUCCUCCUCCUCCCCCCAUCCCGGGGCUGUUUGCAGAUCCACCCGUGAAGGCCAGGAAGGGACGGAAGAUUUCCUUCAAGAAGCUCCUCAGCGUCCUCCUCUUCGGCCUCAUCUUCGGCCUCAUCUCCUCCCUUUGUCCAUUCAGGAUUUCGGAGCCGAAGCAUCGCUACCCCGUUCCGUCCGCCCAGAAAUUCCCCAGCUGCGGGAACGGCAGCGGCCCGGCCGGGCGCGGCCACAGCCUGACCAUCCUGCUCUGGAUGUGGCCCUUCGGGUUCCGCUUCAACUUCACCGAGUGCUCGCGGCUGCUGGGCUGCCCGCGCUGCCGCUGCCGCUUCACCACCAGGCGCAGCCGCUGGUGCCAGGCGGACGCCGUGAUCCUGCACCACCGGGACGUGUGCGGGGACGGGGAGCGCCUGGCCCGGCUGCCCCGGCUGCCGACCCAGUCCUGGAUCUGGUUCAACAUGGAGUCUCCCAGCCACUCUUCCAACCUGAGCGCCAUGGACAACCUCUUCAACCUGACCAUGUCCUACCGCCGCGACUCGGACAUCUUCGUGCCCUACGGGGAGCUGCGGCUCCUGGGCCGGCCCCGGCCCGUCACCAUCCCACGGAAGUCCAAGCUGGUGGCCUGGGUGGUCAGCAACUGGCAGGAGGAAUCUCUGCGGGUCAAGUACUACCAGGAGCUGAGGAAACACAUCCCGGUGGAUGUCUACGGCAAGAACCACACGCCGCUGUCCCACGAGCAUCUCCUCGCCACCAUCUCCCAGUACAACUUCUACCUGGCCUUCGAGAACUCGCAGCACCAGGAUUACAUCACCGAGAAGCUCUGGAGGAACGCGCUGUCCUCCGGCACCAUCCCCGUGGUGCUGGGGCCUCCUCGGGAGAACUACGAGCUCUUCCUGCCCCCCGACUCCUUCAUCCACGUCGACGACUUCGGCAGCGCCCGGGAGCUGGCGCGGUUCCUGCUGGAGCUGGCCUGGGACGCCGAGAGGUACCGGGGGUAUUUCCAGUGGCGCCGGUGGUUCCAGCCGGUGCUGGGGACGGGCUGGGCGCUGCAGCUCUGCAGAGCCUGUCGGUUCCUGCACACCACGGAGCCCCGGUACCGCGCCGUGCCCCGCCUGGCCGCGUGGUUCGUGUAG